Homo sapiens (human) is the source of this 3971-nucleotide messenger RNA. It is a transcript of the gene PSMD11, whose product is annotated as proteasome 26S subunit, non-ATPase 11. Bases 15 to 1283 code for a protein of 422 amino acids. Lineage: Eukaryota; Metazoa; Chordata; Mammalia; Primates; Hominidae. Gene Ontology annotation, cellular component: protein-containing complex; proteasome accessory complex; proteasome regulatory particle. The record is from RefSeq and is marked reviewed. The transcript is spliced from 13 exons.
GUGAGAGCGGUAAGAUGGCGGCGGCGGCGGUGGUGGAGUUCCAGAGAGCCCAGUCUCUACUCAGCACCGACCGGGAGGCCUCCAUCGACAUCCUCCACUCCAUCGUGAAGCGUGACAUUCAGGAAAACGAUGAAGAGGCAGUGCAAGUCAAAGAGCAGAGCAUCCUGGAACUGGGAUCUCUCCUGGCAAAGACUGGACAAGCUGCAGAGCUUGGAGGACUCCUGAAGUAUGUACGACCCUUCUUGAAUUCCAUCAGCAAGGCUAAAGCAGCUCGCCUGGUCCGAUCUCUUCUUGAUCUGUUUCUUGAUAUGGAAGCAGCUACAGGGCAGGAGGUCGAGCUGUGUUUAGAGUGCAUCGAAUGGGCCAAGUCAGAGAAAAGAACUUUCUUACGCCAAGCUUUGGAGGCAAGACUGGUGUCUUUGUACUUUGAUACCAAGAGGUACCAGGAAGCAUUGCAUUUGGGUUCUCAGCUGCUGCGGGAGUUGAAAAAGAUGGACGACAAAGCUCUUUUGGUGGAAGUACAGCUUUUAGAAAGCAAAACAUACCAUGCCCUGAGCAACCUGCCGAAAGCCCGAGCUGCCUUAACUUCUGCUCGAACCACAGCAAAUGCCAUCUACUGCCCCCCUAAAUUGCAGGCCACCUUGGACAUGCAGUCGGGUAUUAUCCAUGCAGCAGAAGAGAAGGACUGGAAAACUGCGUACUCAUACUUCUAUGAGGCAUUUGAGGGUUAUGACUCCAUCGACAGCCCCAAGGCCAUCACAUCUCUGAAGUACAUGUUGCUGUGCAAAAUCAUGCUCAACACCCCAGAAGAUGUCCAGGCUUUGGUGAGCGGGAAGCUUGCACUUCGGUAUGCAGGGAGGCAGACAGAAGCAUUAAAAUGCGUGGCUCAGGCUAGCAAGAACAGAUCACUGGCAGAUUUUGAAAAGGCUCUGACAGAUUACCGGGCAGAGCUCCGGGAUGACCCAAUCAUCAGCACACACUUGGCCAAGUUGUAUGAUAACUUACUAGAACAGAAUCUGAUCCGAGUCAUUGAGCCUUUUUCCAGAGUACAGAUUGAACACAUAUCUAGUCUCAUCAAACUCUCCAAGGCCGACGUGGAAAGGAAAUUAUCACAGAUGAUUCUUGACAAGAAAUUUCAUGGGAUUUUGGACCAGGGGGAGGGUGUCCUGAUUAUUUUCGAUGAACCCCCAGUAGAUAAAACUUACGAAGCUGCUCUGGAAACAAUUCAGAACAUGAGCAAAGUAGUGGAUUCCCUCUACAACAAAGCCAAGAAACUGACAUAGGUGAGUGCUGGCUUCAGGACCCCAGGGCUGGGCAGCUCUGUCUUCUGCGUGUCGAGACUGAAAACCUCCUCCUGGUGUCCUCAUGGCUUCCUGAUUGACACUGCUCUGUCUUCUCUUGCAGAGUUGGAUCUGUAGCGGUCCUUUGGAGAGUGUGUGUGGCGGGAGAGUGAAACCUUGGGGGAAAAUGCUAGGAGAUUCUUUUUUCUUUUUGUUCUACUUUUCGCUCGGAAAGUUUUUAAAUCCUCAUUUGGUGCAUCUGUAUUCCAGCCAAUAGGUGUGCCAGUUUUCAUGUAAUCUUUACUGGCCCAACUUGGGAGUGGGGAAAUUGCUUAAAAAAAAAGAAAAAGAAAAAAAAAAAGAUUAUUCUAAAUAAAAGGAAAAAGGCUUACACUACCUAAAGCUGUGCUCUCUGCCUCCUGGGAGAGGGCCGCAAAGCCAGGCACCCCGCCAACCACUGGGGGUCCUAAUCCACCUGCUGGGCAUCACCUCUCCUCCUCCUCAGAAUUGGGUGUUUGCUGACCAUCAAAAGCAAUGACUUUUUAUUCUGUUUGUACUGAACCAAAACAAACAACUGUGUAUAGACUGCUGUUUUCUUUUUUAUUUGAAAUGAGGCAUUUUGGUGUUCUUUCCCCUACCAUACGGCCUGUCUGCCCUUCCCUCCCCACAUUGGCUCCAGCAGAGUAGCCGAAGGUCCUGCCGCCGCCGCCACCACCACCACCACUGCAGCAACAACAGCAGCAGCAGCAGCAGCGCCUGCAUAGCUCCACUCUGACCUGUGAAGGAAUGGGGAUGAGGCCAGGAGCUAGUGUCUACCACGGCCACACAGGGAGCAGUGUGGGCCCUUAGCCCCCAAGGGGCCUGCUAUGCAUGUGGCUUUUUUUUUUUUUUUAAACACAGUAAACUAGAUUAGUCGUCAGUGUUUUAAUUGCCCCUCUUCUCCUCUCCUGCAUUCCUCUCCUCUCUUCUUUCCUCUCUGUCCCUUCUCUUUCCCCUCUCAACCAGGAGACCAUCAUGUCUCUCUGCCUUCCUCCUCUCCCCUCCAGGGGAGUCAGGCUGUCUGUGAAAGCCAUGAGCUUCUCUCCCUCUCCCACUCCUCCUCUCCUACUUUCAGAUGGAUUUAUUCCUUUUUUAAACAAUGAACAUCGGAAAUGAGACUGUGGGGUGUGGUUUCUCUCUCUCUUUUUUUUUUAAUUUUCUUUGUUGGGUUUUUGAGCAACCUCAUGUCCCCUUCCCAGGGAGCUUUUUAAUUUACCUCUUAGAACUCAAGUGGAUGGGAAGUAGAGCACUAUGUGUCAGUAUGCUUUGUUUUCUGACACGAUUACACAGCGAGGCUUUAAUGCCAUUUGGGUAGGUGAGCUUCUGCACUUCUGUUGUGCUGAACUGUAUUUUCUUCUCUCAUCUCCUCUUUGUCUUUUUCUCUUUUCCUCUCCUUCCUGCCUUCUUCUGCUGGCCUCCUUUUCUCUUUCUUUACCUUCCUUGGAUUAUCCUUCCAGGUUUUCAUAAUAAAUUUAUAUUUUGUAAAAGGAUUUUGUUGUACCAGGUUUUGCAUCCUCACUGAAUCUGACUGGCUUUUAUUUUCCUCUCCAAAAUCAGGUUUUUGUUCUCAACAUCUUUCCCCAUCAUGUCUAGUCACUGUUUUGGUUUUGGCACCAUCAGUAUCAAAUGUACAAACGGUUCUUGCUAACCAACACCAGGUAUAUCUGAUGUUCAGAUGAGUUCCAAUAAAAAUAAUUUUUUUUUUUUUCAAAAGGUGUCUUUUUCUUGAGUGCUGGAGGGCUUCCAAGCAAGUCCAGACAGCUCUGUGUGGCCCCACACUAGUCUAGCUCUCAUCUGGCCAAAGCUGUUAUCUCAUUUGUGUAAUGGGAGUCCUUAAGGUAAAUUUGGGGUCCAAACUUGGAGGGCUUUGGGGGCAAGAAAGUUGGUGUGUGAGUUCUGAGGUUGGAAAUGAGUUCAGGUGUCUUCUUCCAGGGCAGCAUGGUCCAGUGAGCACAUGUAAGUUUGGGCAGUAGAUCCUCUGAGCCUACUUUCUCUUCUACUCAGUGAGGAUGCUGCUUCCUUGGCAGGUGAUUGUGAUGUGAAGCUUAGUAAGUCAUAGACGUGCAGGUGUCUGGAGAGUCCUGACAUGCAGUUGUGGUUUCGUUUCCUUUUGGAAUCUUCAAAGGCAGCGAUUUUCAUAUUGCCUCACACCCUGGCGGGGGCGGGGGGCUCUGGGACCACUGGGGGACCUGCUAAAUCCUCUUCAGUCUGAGCAGUUCAGCCAUUGUCAGUUUUAGUAUUGUGUCUCUGUAUUUCACUUGCAGAAAGAGCUUUGCUUCUAUAAAGGACUUUAAAAAGUACUCCAAAGAGAUCUAGUUUUGGAGUAGAGGGGAGAUGUUUUCUCAAACUUAGGGCAGUCCUGAGAUGCUCAGGCAGUAGCCCUUUUCUCAGUUCCCUUUGCGGGUCUUGGUCAGAUGAUGCCCUCUAGACCCGUGCUGUCCAAUAUGUAGCCGCUAGCCAUGUGCAGCUGUCAGGCCCUUGCAACGUGGCUGGUUCGAGCUGUGAUACACUGCAAGUGUAAACACAAACCAGACUUCGAAGGCUUAGUAUGAUAACAAAAGAAAAGGAGUGUAAAAUAUGUCAAUAACUUUUUUAUAUAUGUGUUGAAAUAUUUUGGGUAUUGGGUUAAAUAAAAUAUAUUAUUAAAAUUCA